GAAGACAAAGGGAAAAGAGGACUCUGAAUGACCCCUGUGGAUUUGAGAGAAGAGAAAUAGAAAUUUGAGAGAGGAGGAAGAGAGUAAGGAAGAAAGAAAGUGAAUAAAAUUUAUCACUUUAACUUAAUGUUUAACUUAAUGAAAGCAAAAUCUUAUCUGAAAUUGGAAAAGUCAAGGUUUUGAGUGCUGGUUCAGUGCCCAUUUCUUUAUGAUUUGAUGUCUGAGAAUAAUGUGAUGGGUGUGGCCUAAAAACCUAGAUCACGUGUGGAAUUGGAAUUGGGUGUUAUACAGGCAAACGAGAUAAAUAUCUGUGCAAUAUACCCACUUUAUGCACUUAAGCAGGGAAGAAAUCCACAGGGGCACGUCUCCUGAUCUGCAGAGAAGACAGAAACAACAUGAGCACAGCAGGAAAAGUAAUCAAAUGCAAAGCAGCUGUGCUAUGGGAGGUAAAGAAACCAUUUUCCAUUGAGGAUGUGGAAGUGGCACCUCCUAAGGCCCAUGAAGUUCGCAUUAAGAUGGUGGCUGUAGGAAUCUGUCGUUCAGAUGACCACGUGGUUAGUGGCACCCUGGUGACCCCACUUCCUGUGGUUUUAGGCCAUGAGGCAGCCGGCAUCGUGGAGAGUGUUGGAGAAGGGGUGACUACAGUCAAACCAGGUGAUAAAGUCAUCCCGCUGUUUACUCCUCAGUGCGGAAAAUGCAGAAUUUGUAAAAACCCGGAAAGCAACUACUGCUUGAAAAACGAUCUCAGCAAUCCUCGGGGGACCCUGCAGGAUGGCACCAGUAGAUUCACCUGCAAAGGGAAGCCCAUCCACCACUUCCUCGGUGUCAGCACCUUCUCCCAGUACACGGUGGUGGAUGAGAGUGCAGUGGCCAAAAUUGAUGCAGCCUCGCCCCUGGAGAAAGUCUGCCUCAUUGGCUGUGGAUUUUCAACUGGUUAUGGGUCUGCAGUCAAAGUUGCCAAGGUCACCCCAGGCUCUACCUGUGCUGUGUUUGGUCUGGGAGGGGUCGGCCUAUCUGUUGUUAUGGGAUGUAAAGCAGCCGGAGCGGCCAGGAUCAUUGCAGUGGACAUCAACAAGGACAAAUUUGCAAAGGCCAAAGAGUUGGGUGCCACUGAAUGCAUCAACCCUCAAGACUACAAGAAACCCAUCCAGGAGGUGCUAAAGGAAAUGACUGAUGGAGGUGUGGAUUUUUCAUUUGAAGUAAUCGGUCGGCUUGACACCAUGAUGGCUUCCCUGUUAUGUUGUCAUGAGGCAUGUGGCACAAGUGUCGUUGUAGGGGUACCUCCUGAUGCCCAAAACCUCUCAAUGAACCCUAUGCUGCUGCUGACUGGACGCACCUGGAAAGGAGCUAUUUUUGGAGGCUUUAAGAGUAAAGAAUCUGUCCCCAAACUUGUGGCUGGUUUUAUGGCUAAGAAGUUUUCCCUAGAUGCAUUAAUAACCAAUGUUUUACCUUUUGAAAAAAUAAAUGAAGGAUUUGACCUGCUUCGCUCUGGAAAGAGCAUCCGUACCGUCCUGACAUUCUGAGACAAUACAGAUGUCUUAGACCCUUGUGGCCUCCUCUACCCUAUAGGAUCUGGAGCAGCAGCUGGGCAAUAUCAUUAAAUCUGCUUUUCAGAGAUGUUAUCAACAAAUUACAUAUGGGAGCUUUCCAAAGAAAUGGAAAUUGAUAUGAAAUUGUUUUUCAAGCAAAAGUUUAAAAUCCAGAUGAGAACUAAAUAAAGCGUUGAACAUCAGCUGGGGAAUUAAAGCCCAUAAGCCUUUCUUCUUAACCAUUCUACUUGCGUCAUCUUUGCCAUUGAGGAAAAAUAUUUCCUAUGGCUUCUUGCACUUUUGAUAUCUUCAUAAUUUUCAGUCAUUGAAUCCCAAUGAAGGGGACCCUUCACUUGCCCUGAACAUAACCAUGCUAUGCUCUUGUGCUUGAAAUCUUCUAUUCUAUUUUCACUGUUGGCAUUUUCCCUUUUUAUUAAAUAAAAUGUACCAAAGCCCUAAAGUAAAAACUACAAUAUAGUAAAGAAUAGACUCAGCUUUAUAAGUGAAGAAGAUCCAGAAGUUCUAAAUCCAGGAUAUUUCUUAGUAACUCAAAUAAAAUGUCACACAUUUUAAUACAGUGAA
Molecule: messenger RNA, 2111 nt
Organism: Sapajus apella (tufted capuchin)
Lineage: Eukaryota; Metazoa; Chordata; Mammalia; Primates; Cebidae
Product: alcohol dehydrogenase 1C
Exons: 9
Coding region: 396-1523 (375 amino acids)
Biological process (GO): retinol metabolic process; retinoic acid metabolic process
Cellular component (GO): cytosol
Molecular function (GO): all-trans-retinol dehydrogenase (NAD+) activity; zinc ion binding
Source: RefSeq, a predicted model, not a curated record